This is a messenger RNA of Stomoxys calcitrans (stable fly), 543 nucleotides long. RefSeq names its product protein singles bar (gene sing). Bases 13 to 543 code for a protein of 176 amino acids. NCBI's taxonomy places the organism in Eukaryota, Metazoa, Arthropoda, Insecta, Diptera, Muscidae. The record is from RefSeq and is a predicted model, not a curated record. Gene Ontology annotation, cellular component: membrane. The transcript has 3 exons.
AAAACAUUGCAAAUGUCUUCAUUUGGAGUUCGCGGUAUGAGCCAACAAUUUGGCAUACGGAUUUGUUGUUGUCGCGUGUGCACCUGUAUAAAUUUUGGAUUUGUCACCUCCAAGGCGGGAAUAUUGAAAAUGCUUCAAUUGGGUUUAGCGACUUUGUGUGAGGGCUUACUCAUCAGAUAUGGCAUGCCCGCCGCAGAUACCAUUGGUCAGCCUUUAAUGGGAUUUUUGACUACAACUUCAUAUUGUUUUACCACGGUGGCAAUAUUACUGGCCUGUUAUUGCUUUUCGGAAAAAUCUUUUGGUCUUAUACGACAAUCGUUAUUUGAAACACUAUUCAAUGGCAUUGCUUGCAGCAUGUAUUUCAGUGCUUCUAGUUAUAUGGGAUUUGCUUGUGUGGUAUGGUUGCAUCCACAAUUUCUAAUCAAACCAGGAUUUUGGGCAUAUCCAGCAAUGACUGCAGCCUAUUAUAUAGGAUAUGCCGCUGGGUUAUUGCAUGGAAUCGAUGCCUAUUUAGCCUUCAAACAUUACAAAGGCUAUCGAUAA